UGCCUUCCGAAUUGCUUAGUUUCUGAAGAGGGAACAACUAAGCUUAAAAACCCAAGGAUAUGCGAAGCAGAGCAGCAUUUGUUUAUGUGGACGAUGAAAGCACAUAUACUUUCGAUCCUAAUCGUAGUGAUUCAGUGCCUCACAGUGUCCAUUCAUGCUAUAGUUUAUCCAAGUAUAACCGCUGCUCCAGAGAGGUUCAUAACUGUCUCUAUUGGCGGGACUGUGUCAUUUAGGUGGCACUACAAUUCAGGAGAUCUACAGAAUGAUCUUUUCGAGGUUGUGUUUGGUAUUUGGAAGAGUCCUGGCUUCCUGAAAACAAAGUUGAUAGCCGUCAACUCGAGUGGUUUUUCCUCAACAAGGUCUUCAUAUAAGUCCUCCGUGGGUUGGGCAGGAAAUUUGACAUCCUCUAUCGCAGUGUUUGAACUUUAUAAAGUAAAACUUGAAGAUAGCAAGACGUAUGGAAUAGUGGUAGAAUACGGACUUCAGAAUACCCCGUUGACCGACUCGGUUCAGCUUCAAGUUGUGUCCAGACCCACAGGUUCACCAGAAACCGCCACUGCACAACAGAUAAGUGUCACAACAGCCGCGAGAGCUACAAAUACAGGGUCUCCAGUUACGUCGAAAGAGCCCAACGUUUCAGUGCCAAGAAAAUCAUCAGAAGAAUCCUCCUUUAAAUGGGUGGUGGCAAGCGGAAUCAUCUCAUGUGUUGUGAUAAUACUCAUUGUGGGCCUUUGCCACCAUCAGAAAAAAUGCACUAAAAAUGGAGCAAAAAAUAAUAGCUUCAUUGAAAGCAACGAAAAGGAAUUUUGCAAGAGUAUUUUGUAAAUAUAACAUACUCAAGGUAGUAGAUUUACCAAUUCGUAAUAUCCGGUCAGUCUUACAAUAUAUAGUUAGUUGUGUUUUAGGGUGAAGUUAAUCAUUGAUAUACAUUACUUCAAGGAUUUAAACAUUGCAUAGAAAUUUAAAUCGACACUAAAUGUAUUUCUACUAAAUGCGACCUUCCCUUUUUUUUGUUUGCGUCGUCAUUUCGACUUAUUAAAUUACAAUCUUAAAGAA
Messenger RNA from Pocillopora verrucosa, 1056 nucleotides. RefSeq lists its product as uncharacterized. The record is from RefSeq and is a predicted model, not a curated record. Lineage: Eukaryota; Metazoa; Cnidaria; Anthozoa; Scleractinia; Pocilloporidae.